This is a messenger RNA of Papaver somniferum (opium poppy), 1143 nucleotides long. Its product is annotated as putative disease resistance protein RGA3. Bases 39 to 533 code for a protein of 164 amino acids. The transcript has a single exon. NCBI's taxonomy places the organism in Eukaryota, Viridiplantae, Streptophyta, Magnoliopsida, Ranunculales, Papaveraceae. Gene Ontology annotation, molecular function: ADP binding. The record is from RefSeq and is a predicted model, not a curated record.
UUGUUUCACCCUCUAAUCCGAUUAUAUUUCGUUUCAAGAUGGCUCGUAAAAUUUAUGGUAUCAAUGAAAAAUUAGAUAAAAUUAACGAAAAUAGUGUUAGGUAUACGUUGAAUUCUAGUAGCUCUCAUGAUGAUCAAACUAGGGAGCAACGUAACCGUUUAACAUCGUCGAUUGGAGAUGAUUCAAUACUUCUAGGGAGGGAAGGUGCAAAAUUAGACAUAGUUAAUAUAUUGACUGACAAGUUAACAGCAUCAUCAUCAUUUGGCAUUUCUUCUCAGCAAGCCAAAAUUUCUACCCUAUCCAUUGUGGGUAUGGGUGGACUUGGCAAGACUUCACUAGCUCAGUUGGUCUUUAAUGACGAGUCCAUAGAAAAAUUCUUUGAUCUAAAAAUGUGGGUCUGCAUAUCUAAUGACUUUGAUGUUCGUAAGAUUUUAAGAAAUAUCUUAGAGUCCAUCACUGAAGCUGCGUGUGGUGACUAUUCAAAUUCUGAUGUUCUGGCAAAUCAGGUUAAGAAAAGAUUGAUUGGUAAAUGAUACUUGUUAGUAUUAGAUGAUUUGUAGAAUGAGGAUACCGAAGAUUGGGAAAAACUAAAGAAUAUCCUUGUCCAUGGUGUCGUAGGUAGCAACAUGUUAGUCACUACACGCAACCAGAUGGUUACAUCCGUUGUUGGGGGUAUGGUUUUUGAUUUACAAAAGUUAUCGGAUGAUGUUAGUUGGUCUAUCAUCGAGAAAAAAGUAUUGUCUCAAGGUGGAGAAAUACUGACUGAAAAAUUGAUAGAUAUUGGAAACGAGAUAGCGAGAAAAUGUGAUGGCUUACCACUUGCAGCAAAGUCUCUUGGAGGAGUAAUGUCCUUAAGAAGAGACGAAAGCUAUUGGUUGGCGAUUUUAAACAAUAAUACUUUGUGGGAUACAAAGGAAAAUAGAAGAAUUAUAUCAAUAUUAAAACUGAGCUAUGAUAGUUUACCUUCUCAUCUGAAACAAUGUUUUUCAUAUUGUAGUUUGUUUCCCAAAGGCUGGAAAAUAUUUAGAGAAACUUUAAUCCAAUUAUGGGUGGCAGAAGGGUUGAUCUUUCUGCCAUCUAAUAGGGGAGAUAGUCUCGAGGAUGUAGGUAAUGACUAUUCUGAGCAUUUGCUGUGGUGCUCAU